This is a messenger RNA of Parastagonospora nodorum SN15, 1371 nucleotides long. RefSeq lists its product as hypothetical. The transcript is spliced from 3 exons. The record is from RefSeq and is a predicted model, not a curated record. Gene Ontology annotation, molecular function: metal ion binding. Gene Ontology annotation, biological process: cellular response to phosphate starvation. The coding region runs from base 1 to 1371 and encodes 456 amino acids. NCBI's taxonomy places the organism in Eukaryota, Fungi, Ascomycota, Dothideomycetes, Pleosporales, Phaeosphaeriaceae.
AUGAAAUUCGGCCAAGCUUUCAAGCAGAGCCUCAAGAAAGAGGGUUUCCCACCCGAAUGGGUAGACUCCGCCAUUUCUUAUUCGCAGCUCAAAAAGUGCAUCAACAGACUCACCGAUGAGCUGCGACAGGUGGGGCUCGAUCCGGAGACCCUGUCGAAGCUGCUGAAGCAUGUCGAAGACUUCAAUGCUGCAACUGGUCAAGAUGACGACCAAGAACGCCCCUUUGAAUACAUAUUGAAUUGGGACGAGUCUACAGAAGCAGCGAGCAAGUCCCGCAAGCCUUUUCAACCCAAACUCAUCUUCUACGUCAACGAAGCGACUGGCGACUUGCACAGUGCCAAGCUCGAUGAGGAGACCAAGCAAAAGCUGCAGAUGCUGGCUGUUGAAACUGGCAUGACGCAGCUACGCAUCUUUGAGGACGAUGGCUCGUCUAAGAACUCUCGCGACUCUUUCGAUCUCUCUAGCCCAACCAGCCCGACCAGUCCUACUCAUGCAAAUAGUGCCAAACAAAGGCCCGGCUACAGGACUGUUGAGGUACCACUGAACUCAGACACCGAGUUUCUCACACGCCUUAGCGCCGAGGUAUCUGGACUAGAGAAGCUGCAAAAACAGGAGGAGAAGAGGAUGCACGUCCAAAUAGAAGAGCUUGGCAAGGAAGUAGCCAGAAUGACAAACCCUGACAAGAAAUCGAAUCGCAAGACACUCGCAGCGUGGCGUCAAGUCUUCCAGAUGUAUGUCGAGGAGGGUAUAUUCUUUGGCAACACAGAAAGCGACCACAAGUCACAUGAUGCGGACAAGGCCAUGCAAAGACUCGCCGAGUUCUCGAACAAAGUCGCUCAGGCAGGCAUAGUAGAGACGAUGCAGAAGAAGGACAACAUGAAGGCGCUCAACAUGUUCAUGCACGUCAACCGCGAGAUCUUGCAAGGCCUUCGCUUCGGAGAGAUCAAUCACAGCGCCAUGGUGAAAAUUUUGAAGAAAUUCGACAAAAGGACGGCCCUUGGUGUGAAACAGACAUUCCCGCGACAGGUAGAGUAUCCCGAAUUCUCAGAACAUCUUGCCAAAGCCGUCUGCGCAGAGGUCAACACCCAGAUCCUAAGCAACAUCCCCCAAAUCGACGAUUACUCAUGCCCAAUGUGCAUGGAGAUCAAAUGGCGGCCGGUCAAGCUUCGGUGCGACCACGUCUUCUGUAUCCGUUGUUUAAUCGGAUCACUGACUAAUGCCAACCUAGACAACCUCGAUCACGAACUCGCCGCCUUCUUGAAGAAGUGGUUCCCGGACGAAGUCAAGACCAAGCAACGUUACAAUGAGCUCAUGGCGGGCGUUGAUCAGUACGGAGAGGUGUAUGCUACUCAAAAGUGCGUCGUCGUGUGA